UCUUACUGAGUUAGGUAUUGAUUGGGUAUUGCAAAAGCAACAUUUCAUUGAAUCAUUUCCGAAGCUAAAACGAUGCAGAGAUGGUGCUCAAAGCUCCGAUCACUGUCCCUCCUUCAGUCAACCCCCAAAACCCAACUUUCUCACUCAUCUCCCAAUCGUCUCCUCCACUCUUCUCCACUGUCUCUUCACAAACCACUCGCAUCCACUGUAAUUUCGCCCAACUUUCAGCUCCUUUUCAAUGUCUCACAGCCUCCAUGCUUCAGCCAAGCAGCCAAUUGGUCUCCUCAUCUCCCUCUAUCUUUCAUUCAAGUGCGACAUCUUACAAAGAGAGAGAAGAACUUGAAGAUGAAGAAAAUGUCACCAGUUGUUUCCAAGAUAAAGAAAACCAAAAUGAAAUCGUAUUCAUCUUAUAAGGGCAGAUUUAGGACAAUGAAUGAUGGAACAAUUCGGCGCUGGAAGGAGGGGAAACGUCACAAUGCACAUUUAAAGACUAAGAAAGCAAAACGCAGACUUAGAAGACCUGGUACUGUACCGUUGGCUUAUGCAAAAGUGAUGAAGAAACUCAAUUUCUGCGGUUAAAACAUUGGGAGAUGAUGCCAUAUCUGGUAUAAAAGAACUCUCCAUGAGGCGGCCUUUGUUUUGUUCUCUCUAGCUUUUACAUUGCAGAAUUCCUUAGACCCUUGUGUAGAACAUGUUUUGUAGCAGGAUGAUUGUGGUCAUCAAUCAUUCAUUUGAAGCUAUGGCUGAUCGAAACUUUUCAUGCUUUUUAGUGUUUUGAAGUUGACCAGUUGUAAUGGAUCAACAAUAACUGACAUUGCCUUUUAACAUCUUUAUAGUGUUUUCUUUCGCCGGUGGCACCA
Molecule: messenger RNA, 860 nt
Organism: Cornus florida
Lineage: Eukaryota; Viridiplantae; Streptophyta; Magnoliopsida; Cornales; Cornaceae
Exons: 4
Coding region: 73-579 (168 amino acids)
Biological process (GO): translation
Cellular component (GO): ribosome
Molecular function (GO): structural constituent of ribosome
Source: RefSeq, a predicted model, not a curated record